Messenger RNA from Phaeoacremonium minimum UCRPA7, 582 nucleotides. Its product is annotated as putative transcription initiation factor tfiid subunit 10 protein. Gene Ontology annotation, cellular component: nucleus; transcription factor TFIID complex; SAGA complex. Gene Ontology annotation, molecular function: promoter-specific chromatin binding; RNA polymerase II general transcription initiation factor activity. The transcript has 2 exons. Gene Ontology annotation, biological process: transcription initiation at RNA polymerase II promoter. The coding region runs from base 1 to 582 and encodes 193 amino acids. Lineage: Eukaryota; Fungi; Ascomycota; Sordariomycetes; Togniniales; Togniniaceae. The record is from RefSeq and is a predicted model, not a curated record.
AUGGCAUCGAACCCGCCGACGACAGAGAAUGCCGAGCCGGCACCUGCCGCGCCGGCCACUGCGCAGCCCGAGACCGACACUGGAUAUGCGCCGCUCGUGGACCCGAGAUUACCUACGCAGAAAGAUACAUCAUUGAAGGACUUCCUGAACAAGAUGGACGACUAUGCGCCUAUCAUCCCUGAUGCCGUCACGAAUUACUACAUGGCAAAGGCUGGCUUGCCACCCCCGCCCCAGACAGAUCAGCGCCUGGCGCGCCUGCUCGCGCUGGCGACUCAGAAGUUCAUUGCGGACAUUGCCGCCGAUGCGUACCAGUACAGCCGUAUUCGCGCCAGCAACACAAGCGCGAACAACCCCAUGGGCAGCUUGGGCGCUGCAGCGGGGUUCCCGAUCCCUGGCCAGCCGACCAACCAGCCAGGCGGCAAAGAUCAGAACAAGGGCGCACCGCUAGGAAUCCAGAGGCCAGGAUAUGGCGGUGGUGGUCAGGGUGGAAGCCAGAACAGGACAGUCUUGACCAUGGAGGAUCUGGGCAUGGCUGUUGGCGAGUACGGUGUCAACGUGAAGCGAAGCGAGUUCUAUCGCUGA